Molecule: messenger RNA, 2019 nt
Organism: Alligator sinensis (Chinese alligator)
Lineage: Eukaryota; Metazoa; Chordata; Crocodylia; Alligatoridae
Gene: CATSPER2
Product: cation channel sperm associated 2
Exons: 16
Coding region: 1-2019 (672 amino acids)
Biological process (GO): sperm capacitation; flagellated sperm motility; fertilization
Cellular component (GO): membrane; CatSper complex
Molecular function (GO): calcium-activated cation channel activity
Source: RefSeq, a predicted model, not a curated record
AUGGCAGUAGCAGGACCAGAGUUCCUUCAGACGCAUUUUGACACGGCCUGGUUCCUGAAGCUCCGCGUGUCUGUACGCCAGUGGGUUCCUGCGUUGCCACAGGCGCUGACGCGGGAUGCAAACUGGUCGAAAGGAGUUGUCGGGCCCCUGUUCUUUCCUCGGGUGUCCAUACAGCACCGCCGCCUCCCUUGUUAUCAGCCCGGCUCCUGUCACUUCCUCCAGGAGCGGGCUUACCUUUUCCCACGCUCCCUUGGCAUCCGGUUCCAGACAGCCUGGCAGUCGUCUUUGGGGAGCGUCUCCGUGGUGGAUAGUCUGUCUCUGUCUCCAACUGCCUUCUGUAUCUUCCCGUGGUUGGACACAGUCGCCUUUGUUCUGGAGCCUGUCCUCGCUCCGGGACCCGUUCGGCCCCUGGAGAACCAGGGCUGCUCCGUGGUCCGCGGGCUCCCGCCCUUGGUCACAGCCCGGUUCCGUGACGCCGCAGCAGAGAGCCUCACCAGCGGAGCCGGGCGCCAGGUGGGAGCCAUGGACCCGCCGCAGAGCCCGGAGGACGCCCCCAAAGACAAGGGCCCUGCCUCCUUCACGCUGCUGCCCCGCGCGGAUGCCAUUCGCUCCAAGCUGAUCUACACCUUCUACCUCGUGGACCACCUGCAGGGCCUGUGCCAGGCUGUCCCACGACACAACAUCCGGGACUUCCUGGACCACAAGAAGAGGAAGAAGCUGAUGCUUGCAGACCAUCACCAGCUCAUCCGCUUCAACAUCGCCCUAGUCAGGAACGGCGGUGUACCCCGGGGCCGGCGCCUGUGCAGCCGGCUCCACGUGCGCUGCGGCCGCUGGCCCCCCCUCGCCAUGUGGGCCUCCUGGCUGCUGAGCAGCACCAUCUUCAAGUCCUUCAUCAUCAUCCUCAUCUUCCUCAACACGGUCAUCCUGAUGAUCAAGAGUGAGAUGAUGAACUGGACGGGGGAGAGCAUCUGCAACCUCAUGCUGAGCCUGGAGGUGCUCACCUGGUUCAUCAUCGCCAUCUUCAUCCUGGAGAUCGGGCUCAGCUGGGUUGUUGACUUCAGGGGCUACUGGCACAGCAUCUGGAACAUCUUUGACUUCAGCAUCACGGUGCUGUCGCUGGUGCCCGAGUUCCUGUACCUGCUGCCCGUGGCCGACUGGGAGGUGCGCCGGAGGCUGCUGCGGGUCGGCCGCGUCUCCCUCUCCCUGAAGCUCUUCUCCAGGUUCCGGCAGGUGCGGCUCAUCGUCCUGGCCAUCAUGAAGGCCCUGAAGGCCAUGACCUUCAUCCUGCUGCUCCUGUUGAUUUUCUUCUACGUGUUCACUGUGUCCGGCAUCUUUUUCUUCGAGAGCUACAGCCGCUCGGAUCGUGCUGACCUGGAGUACAGCUGGUACUUCCGGGACCUGCCCAACUCCCUGGUGACCGUGUUCAUCCUCUUCACCAUGGACCACUGGUACAGCCUGCUCCAGGACACCUGGAAGAUCCCCGAGAUCAACAAGGUCAUCAGCGGCCUCUACGUCAUCCUCUGGCUGCUCAUUGGCUCCUUCAUCUUCAGGAACAUCUUUGUGGCCAUCAUGGUGACUAACUUCAAGAACAUCCGGAGCGACCUGAUCGAAGAGGUGAAGCAGAUCGAGACACAGAAGAGAGCCGACCUGUUCAAGAUGCAGAUCAGGGAGAAGCGGCAGAGUCAGUCCCACGUCCUGGGGGGCAGUCUGGAGAGCUCGUCCAGCACCCGCAAGCUCCACUUCUCAUGCUUGGAGCCCGAGAAGGAGCUGGCCUCCGAGCUCAGCCCUCCGACCUCAUCGUCCGACCAGAGGAGCUCCAAGGACCUGGACUGGGAGACGUACGUGCACCAGAACCUGGAGAGCCUGCGGGAGGGCGGCGAGGGCGAGCAGGUGGUGUGGCCCCGGGACUCCCUCUUCCGCUACUUCGAGCUGCUGGAGCAGCUGCAGUACAACCUGGAGGAGCGCCGGCGGCUGCAGGAAUAUGCAGUCCGGGCACUGACCAACAUGCAGGACAAGUAG